Molecule: messenger RNA, 591 nt
Organism: Thamnophis elegans (Western terrestrial garter snake)
Lineage: Eukaryota; Metazoa; Chordata; Lepidosauria; Squamata; Natricidae
Product: myelomonocytic growth factor-like
Exons: 5
Coding region: 1-591 (196 amino acids)
Biological process (GO): positive regulation of cell population proliferation; immune response; positive regulation of myeloid cell differentiation
Cellular component (GO): extracellular region
Molecular function (GO): growth factor activity; cytokine activity
Source: RefSeq, a predicted model, not a curated record
AUGAGUUCGGCACGGAGUGGUCUUCUUCUUGUCAGUAUUGCACUUUCUUGGUUAAUGUGCUUAGCUGCACCUCAUGCAGAAUUUUCUGGAGAUCCUGGUUUACAUCAGUUUGUUUCGAAAAAUAAGGAGUUUGCCAUCCGGAUAAAGGCUGAUCUCCUUGCAUUGAAUAGGCUUGUGCGUAAAGCAUUCAGCUUUGGCAGCAACAGAGAACUGAUAACGAUAGAGAAGCUUUUGGGCAUUCAACAAGUUAAUAUCUCUCAUUGCCAGCAGGAUCCCUGUGACAUGGAAAGCUGCUUCAAUCAGAUACAGGCAGGCCUCCAAACCUACUCCGGCUAUCUGUCAUAUAUUCACCAAAUCUUAACAACUUACGCUGACCAAGUACUUAAUAUUCAACUGGAUAUUUCCAACUUGUCCCGCAACAUUCAACAACAGAUGGAAGAAAGUAGUCUGACCAGUGUUGUCUAUCCACCAGCAGAAAACGAGCCUAAAUUUGUGGAAGUUCAAAGAGAAAUUGGAAGCUACCUGGUUCUCUGCAAACUCCAGAUAUUUAUGGAUAUGAUUUUCCGGGCCCUGAGGCACUGUAGUACAUAA